Pongo pygmaeus (Bornean orangutan) is the source of this 1307-nucleotide messenger RNA. It is a transcript of the gene C22H21orf58, whose product is annotated as chromosome 22 C21orf58 homolog. The record is from RefSeq and is a predicted model, not a curated record. Lineage: Eukaryota; Metazoa; Chordata; Mammalia; Primates; Hominidae. The coding region runs from base 514 to 1230 and encodes 238 amino acids. The transcript has 9 exons.
GGAGGCAAUUCUUAGUGCUUCCCAUUCACUUGGCAGUCACAGCUGUGGGCACGCAGGCUCAAGUCUCUCCUUAAGUCAGUCAGUAUUACAAACCAUACAUAAUAGUAUACUUGAUCAAUAUAUAAAUGUUAUAAACAUUCCAUAUCAAACAAAGUAACAUUUCACAUCAAGAGAAAGAGGAGAGGAAAAAAAGUUAACCAGUUCAACUAAAAGGAGAAUCUAUCUGGCAAGGAAGCAUCUCUGAUGUGGGCAGAGCCUGCAGCAGCAGAUGCGGAGGGCUUCUCACAAGUGACAGCAAGACUGUGUAAAACGGCCGCUUUGACCUGGUGGUGUUCUGCUCUUUUAUGGCCAUAGAGUACUCUGGCUGGUCUCCAGGAGGUAAGGCCAGCCCUGCAGGCGACACUGGUGCUUGGGCUCCUGCUGAGCAGGUCUUUCCUGUGAGUUAACAGAAACAGGGAGGGAGGUGGGCUGCGGCCUCCCCUGCGCCUGCAGUCGUCUCCUGCAGCUCCCACCAUGCUGGACACAUCAGCAGCAGAGCAAGUGACCCGACUGACGCUGAAGCUCUUGGGGCAGAAGCUGGAGCAAGAACGGCAGAACAUGGAAAGGGGACCUGAGGGCCUCCACCUCGAGCCAGGAAAUGAGGACUGGCCAGACAAUGCCCUGCAGACUGCUCUGAAGAGAAGGAGGGACCUUCUGCAGAGACUCCGGGAACAACACCUCCUGGACGAGCUCUCUCGGGCCCAGGCCUGGAGCGGGCCAAGCAGAGGAGCCCUCGGGUCAGUCCUGCCCCCAGAGCUGCCCCCCACAGGCAUCCUACCCGCUGCCUCCCCAUCCCCGCUGGCCCCAGACCCGCCAAGGAUCAUCCUGCCUACGGUCCCCCAGCCUCCUGCCACCAUCAUUCAGCAGCUCCCUCAGCAGCCACUCAUAGCACAGAUUCCUCCUCCCCAGGCCUUCCCUACUCAACGGUCAGGAAGUAUUAAGGAAGACAUGAUGGAGCUGCUGCUGCUGCAGAAUGCACAGGUGCACCAGCUGGUCCUGCAGAACUGGAUGCUCAAGGCCCUGCCCCCAGCCCUGCAGGACCCGCCACAUGUGCCCCCGGGGGUCCCACGAGCUGCCAGGCCAAGGCUGCCCGCCGUGCACCACCACCACCACCACCAUGCUGUGUGGCCACCUGGGGCCGCCACUGUCCUCCAGCCCGCCCCCAGCCUGUGGACGCCCAGCCCACCCUGAGUGGCGGCGCCGGCCCACCUGGGAGCCUCAGGUCCCCCUCUUCCAUCACGGAGGUAAAGUUGAGGCCGUGGACGCCA